Messenger RNA from Effrenium voratum, 423 nucleotides. The record is from the annotation of a GenBank genome assembly. Lineage: Eukaryota; Dinophyceae; Suessiales; Symbiodiniaceae.
AUGGAGGCAGCUGACAAAGUAGAAGACGCAAAGAGGCGCAAGUCUACCAACGCUGGCCAUGACACAAAGAAACCAUGGAUACCAGAAAGCGGUCGCAGAAUAGCAACUUGCAAUUGCAGAAGGCAUGACCAAGUUUGCUCUGAGAAGAAGGCGUCCGGAAGGUCUCUCAGAGCUUUCGUGGCGGCGUGGUAUGAGAAGCACUUUGAGGAGUACCAGGCGCUAUGGGAUGGCAUGAAAGCUGGAGCCAGCUUCAAGGCGGAUGGUCCUAAUUGGAAAGGUCAAGCUGUGCGGCACCUGGGCUUGCUACCUGGAGCUGACCGUUGCCCACUCGCUCGUGACUUUUCGUCCUCAGCAACGAGGGCGAGGUCAAGCUGCAUACUCACGGUGGCACUGCGCGGCCCCUUUGCCUAUACUUCGAUAUAG